This is a messenger RNA of Trichophyton benhamiae CBS 112371, 2151 nucleotides long. RefSeq lists its product as uncharacterized. Gene Ontology annotation, cellular component: peroxisomal membrane. Bases 1 to 2151 code for a protein of 716 amino acids. Gene Ontology annotation, biological process: peroxisome organization; very long-chain fatty acid catabolic process; long-chain fatty acid import into peroxisome. The record is from RefSeq and is a predicted model, not a curated record. Gene Ontology annotation, molecular function: ABC-type transporter activity; ATP hydrolysis activity; ATP binding. The transcript has 3 exons. NCBI's taxonomy places the organism in Eukaryota, Fungi, Ascomycota, Eurotiomycetes, Onygenales, Arthrodermataceae.
AUGGCGGUCCUUUCCCACCCCGCAGGACACGGGCUAGAACGGUCAAUCAAAGACCUUGUAUCUCUUCUCACCAAGAAAUACGUCAAGCACCGCACCGGCAUAUCUCGCGCAGUUUACCUAACGCUUUUCCUCGCCCUCGCCAAACGAAUACACAAUGCCAUUGCCGAGCAAAGGUCUGCCUCUGAGAUUCAGGCUGGAAACAGGGCUGGCACUCGAAAGUUGAAUGGGGAAGAUAGCACAGGUGCAGGAGGCGAUGGCGGUGGUCUGCCUCGGAAAAGAGUUGGCCUGAAUCGAGAGUUUCUGCGGAAUUUACUGCGGCUGUUGAAGAUCGUGAUACCGGGAUGGAAGAGCAAGGAGCUCCGACUACUGAUAAGCCAUUCGAUAUUCCUUGUUUUGAGGACGUUGUUAAGUUUAUAUGUUGCGGAGCUGGAUGGAAAACUCGUCAGCAGCUUGGUUAGGGGCAAAGGCAGGGAGUUCCUCCUUUCUCUGGCCUGGUGGAUGACUGUAGCGGUACCGGCUACCUUUACCAAUUCAAUGCUUUCGUACCACCAAUGCCAGCUGGCCCUUCAGUACCGGAAACGCCUGACUGAGUACAUUCAUAAUCAAUACUUGUCAAACAUGAACUUUUAUGCGUUAUCCGCGCUGGAUGAUCGGAUCAAGAACCCAGACCAGCUUAUUACUGUGGAUAUAUCGCGGUUCUCCAACAGCUUGGCGGAGUUAUACUCUAACCUUGCCAAACCGAUUCUUGAUAUGGCUAUUUACAAUUACUCUCUCUCCAAAAACGUGGGCGGCGAGGGUCUUUUUAUCAUGGCACUUUUGGUGCAGCUCUCCGCUAAUGCCAUGAGAGCCCUUACCCCACCUUUUGGUAAAUACGUGGCCGAGGAAGCGAAGCUAGAAGGAGAGUUCCGUUUCCAGCAUACGAGGUUAAUUGAUUAUAGCGAAGAGGUCGCUCUAUACCACGGCCAUGAAUCAGAAAGAGAUACUCUAGACAAGGGGUAUUUCACUCUUAUUAAACAUGUCAACCGGAUCUUGCGAAGGAGACUCUACCAUGGCUUCAUGGAAGACUUCGUUAUCAAAUACUUCUGGGGUGCUUUGGGUCUGAUAUUAUGCAGUGUGCCUGUCUUCUUCAAAAUCCCUAGCCAAAUAACCUCAACCAUGGGAGAUCGGACCGAGAGCUUCGUAACCAACCGGAGGAUACUGCUCUCCUCCUCCGAUGCCUUUGGAAGAGUGAUGUUCUCAUACAAGGAGAUUUCCCAGCUUGCCGGACAUACUUCUCGUGUGGCUUCUCUCUUGGAGGUAAUGGAUGACAUAACUGCCGGUCGUUUCCAGAAGAAGCUUGUCUCUUCCGUAUCAACGGAUGCUAAUGCCGCUGUUCUUGGAAAUCGCGGAACCAUCGUUGAAAGUGACUCGAUCGAAUUCACGGAUGUGCCCAUCAUCUCACCUAAUGGAGAUGUUUUGGUUGAAAAGCUUACCUUCACUGUCCACCCUGGAGAGCACCUGCUCAUCGUUGGACCUAACGGUUGUGGAAAGUCAUCUCUUUUCCGUAUUCUUGGUGGAUUAUGGCCUGUAUACGGUGGUACAGUUAAGAAGCCGUCCUUUGAAGAUAUCUUCUAUAUACCACAGCGCCCAUAUCUGUCACGCGGAACCCUUCGGCAGCAGGUCAUUUAUCCCGAUGGCCUCAAGGAAAUGCAUGAAAAGGGGGUCACCGACUCAGACCUUUUCGAUAUCUUAUCCAUAGUGGAGAUUUCGUCCAUCGUCGAUAGACCUGGUGGUUGGGAUGCCGAAGAAGAAUGGCGAGAUGUACUCUCCGGCGGGCUACAGCAACGAAUUGCUAUGGCUCGAUUGUUCUACCAUAAGCCAAAAUACGCUAUUUUAGAUGAAUGUACUUCCUCGGUCACACUGGAGAUCGAAAAGGUCAUGUACGAGACUGCUAAAGAACUUGGUGUCACCUUGAUGACCGUUUCACACAGGAGGAGUCUGUGGAAAUAUCACAAGAAGAUCCUCCAGUUUGACGGCCAGGGAAACUGUAUCUUUACCGGCUUGGACUGGGAACGCCGGCUGAAGCUUGAAGAUGAGAAGGAAGAUAUCGAUCUACAACUUCGAGCUGUCCCUGAGUUAGAACGGCGCGUUAAAGAACUCACCACGGAAUAG